Molecule: messenger RNA, 2247 nt
Organism: Carassius auratus (goldfish)
Lineage: Eukaryota; Metazoa; Chordata; Actinopteri; Cypriniformes; Cyprinidae
Product: SET domain-containing protein 9
Exons: 6
Coding region: 1157-2011 (284 amino acids)
Molecular function (GO): protein binding
Source: RefSeq, a predicted model, not a curated record
AAAAUAAAAUAAUUAUACGUUAAACGGCAUGUAUAGACAAAAACAAUGAUUUUUUUUUUUCUAUUCAGUCAGUUUUUAGGUUUCAGGCUAUUUUUAGCCUAACUUUGUACAAAUUGAUGAUUCUCAGUUGUUUCAUGAAAGAUAUAACAGAAUGAUUUAAUAUACUAUUGAACUUUAGGCAAUCUGUGCAUAAAAUCUCCAUAAAUUUGUAAAAAAUGUAUCUAUACACUGCAUCUAAUUUGCAUAUUAAUGUGUUUUUAGGGCAAAGAAAAUUAGUGUAAUAUGGGAGUAAUAACUUGGCAACAUUUUCUUUCUGAAAUGUUUAUUUAGGACAAACAAUUUGAAAGUUAAUCAUAUUUAAAUGAUAAUUACAAAACAUUAUCAUAUUCCCCUGAGAGUGCUAAACUUGAUCAUUCUGUCAAUAUGAGUCAUAUUUAAAAUCCAAGAAGAGGAAAUGUUUAUAAUGAUCUCUGAAAAGUCCUGAAUAUACUCGGGACAUCCAGACUUCAAUCUGUGGCAUGUAUAUAGAAAUUUUCUAAAAUAUAUUGUCCUCUAAACAGGACUAAAGUUUAUGCCUGGGUUAUAUAGGAUAUAUAAUACUAUAUAUUUGUUAAUAAUUAAUUCUUUCUAAAACGAUAGGAAUUGGAGUUUGACCACUCUGGCUAGUUGUAGUACUAGUUAGAUAAGAUAACAGCGCUCCACUGAGCACUGAAUGACAAAGAGACAAUAAUGUUAAAUUCUAAAGCAUGUCAAAAUUACUAUUAUUUGUUAAUAUUAUUAUUAAGAUUUCAUAUAGUAAUACAAUUUCCUCCAGCAAAGCACUGCACCUUUCUCAUGUCGCACUGGUCUCCCAGACGCAAGGUGGCGGUAAUGUAGAAUAGCGUCUUGUUCACGUUUAGAGAAUCGGUUUUAAAAAAAUUACGUCAUAUGUCAUACAUUUAACGUCAUAUUUUUGCACUGAACAAACAAAUAGUUACAUACCACUGUUCAUCACCAUAUUUCCGAAUACAUUAGACAGAAUAUGAAAAGUUUUGUCGCUAAGACUCGAGUGAUUCAAUCGAAUCGGUUCGACCGAACAUGAAUCUCAUUCGCGAAUCACUAGUGAAGGAAGGUAAGCUGUUUGACCGCCGAUGCAGCUCUGAUGUAAACGAAUAAUAUGAUUAAAGCUCUUUAUAAAGCGUUUGAGGUCAGGUGGAAAUCCUACAGGCACAGAUUUGUCCCCUGGAUAGCGUUAAAUCUGCAGAAAAAUGAGAGAACUCUUCGUCAGGUGAAGAAUCGAUCGCAAGAUAAGUUAGUCGAAGAUGAGGAGGUGUUCAGAUCUCUCGUGUGUUUAUUCACUGAACUCCUGAAAAACGAUCUGAAGAAUCAAAGCGAGCUGCUCCGGUUCCUCCCUCAGGCGAACCGCGACAAGUACACUAACGUUCGGAAUGAAACACGCGAUGCUCCCUCUGCAGUGAUGUUGAACGCUCUGGGCUUCCGGAUCGAGCGGAAGCGCAGCUCUCUGCAUUUGGCGGGAACUGGCGUCUUUGUUACGCGGGGACGCGCGCCGAAAGGAAGUAUUGUAGCUAUGUAUCCAGGAACCAUCUAUCAGGUGGAUGAGCCCAUCUUCUUCCAGUCGAUCAGAAAUCCCUUUGUGUUUCGAUGCAUCGAUGGUGUUUUGAUUGAUGGGAACGACAGAGCGCUCUCGAAGACUGUGUACCGCUCGUGUAGCGGACGGGACAGACUCGGCCCCUUUGGUCUGAGCGACUGCUCCUGGCUGACCUCUGACCCCGUGAACCCUCUCGCCGUGGGACAGUAUGUCAACAACUGCUCUAACGAAAAAGCUGCGAACGUCUGCUAUCAGGAGUAUGACGUGCCUGAAGGGUUUCCUCUCGAGCUCCGUCAGUUCCUGCCCAAUGUAAACUACAGAGCUGACACUCAAAGACCUUUGCGCUGUGUGGUUCUUGUGUCACUGAGAGAGAUUAACUGUGGUGAAGAGCUCUUCUCCAACUACUACACAAUUGUGCAUUGAAUCAUUUUAUAUAUAUAUAUACAUAUAUAUACAUAUAUAAAAAGUUGAUACAUUUGUAUUAUACAUAUAAACCUUGGGGAAAAAAAGAAAAUUGUGUUGGUUUCCAGCCUAAGGAUUUAAGGAACUAUUAAAAGGAAUAGUUCACCAAAAAAAUAAUAAGUUAUGGACUUAUUUUGGGCUGAAGCAACAGUUUGAGGUUUAAAAAAAAUAAAUAAAAAUAAAAAGCCUUAAUGAUG